Molecule: messenger RNA, 1048 nt
Organism: Phyllotreta striolata
Lineage: Eukaryota; Metazoa; Arthropoda; Insecta; Coleoptera; Chrysomelidae
Source: the annotation of a GenBank genome assembly
UCAGUUGAAGUUUUACUGUAAACCAUGUACAAUUGCCUCGCAAUUUAAAAUAGUGGCCAGCAUUUUUGUUUUUACCGAUUUAAAUUAAAUUCCUGCGGAAAAAUGCGGUACGCUUUGUCUUAUAUCGCGAGUGCCCUAACAACUGUAGUCCUUAGUAUUUUCGUUACCUAUUAUAUUGUUACUGGAAAAGGGGAACAAGUCAGUUUUUCAUGGUUUCUCCUAAAUUCAACGCCCUAUUUAUGGGGUUCGUUGGGUAUAGGUUUGGCAGUUUCCUUGUCUGUAGUAGGAGCAGCCGUAGGUAUUCACACUACAGGAGUUAGUAUAGUAGGAGGUGGUGUGAAAGCGCCCAGGAUUAAAACGAAAAAUUUGAUUUCCAUUAUUUUCUGCGAAGCCGUCGCAAUUUACGGCUUGAUUAUGGCCAUCGUCCUGAGUGGAAGCUUCAAGGAAUUCAAAGAUGUUAGGUUCGAAAACGAUGUAAAAGUCUUCAAUGCGAACCACUUCGGUGCUCACAUAAUAUUCGGAUCGGGCCUAACUGUUGGAUUUGUGAACCUCGUUUGCGGAUUUUGCGUCGGUAUAGUCGGCUCAGGAGCUGCGAUUUCUGAUGCCGCCAAUCCCGCACUGUUCGUGAAAAUUCUCAUCAUCGAGAUCUUCGCCAGUGCUAUCGGUCUUUUCGGUCUCAUUGUAGGAGUCUACUUGACUUCCAAAGGAAGCAUGGGUUAAAUGUAUCUGCAACAAUACAUUUUGUUUUGUAUAUAAUUUAAAAUAAAAAUGUAAGUAGGAUAGUUGUACAUUUCAUUUUACAGUAACGUGAAUUUUAUGUUUUUUGUUAUGUAGAUAUAAAAAGUUUUAAUGGUGUUCGGUACGAGUAAAUUCAAAGAGAGUGAAAAGGCAUAACAUUCAAAUUACUGUAUAAGGGUCAUUUUUAAUAGAUUAGAGUAAUUAUAUGGCCCAAAAUAAUAAAAAUUGCUGUAGAAUUCAUUACAAAAAAUAAAUUUCUUGCGAUUUGAAAAAUUCUUCGUGUACUCUGGUGUAAUUAAUACAUUGUGUA